UCUCCGGAAGACCGACUCGCUCGUAGCGCCAGGCCAUGAGGAACACCAGCAAGGAGGUGCAGGGCUCCUCUCAUCGUUAUGCUCCCUGCGAUUGGUAUUACCACCUCCCUGUGAAACGCUCUGAGAAGGCUGUGGGUGCCCCACCAGCAUCCCAGAUCCCUGGGCUCAGUGACUUGGGAGAAUCCCCAAAUGGGAACUUGCCUCGUGCUCGGCGAUACUGGAUAAAAGAAACAGACUCGGAGUAUGUGAAAUUGGCUAAGCAAGGUGGCAGACCUGAUUUGCUGAAACACUUUGCCCCUGGAACCAGGAAAGGCUCCCCAGUAGCCUACUCCCUGCCAGACUGGUAUAUUCACCACAGCAAGCCACCAACAGCCUUCCAGCGAGAGGUCCCUGUGGUCUCCAUGCCAGAUUACAUGGUGUAUGAGGAAUUCAACCCCCAACAGGCCAAUGGGAGCUAUGAGUCCAGACGGGGCCCCUUUGACUUUGACAUGAAAACAGUUUGGCAAAGAGAGGCGGAGGAACUGGAAGAAAACGAGAAGAGAAAGGUGAAGCUGCCAGCCAUUAAUUCUAAGAACCACAGCAAAGUGGGGACUCCAGUUAGCCACAAAGAGCCUGAAGGGAGCAGACUGUCGUUGCCUCCUAUGCCUGGUCAAAAAACAGGUUCACCAACCAACUUUUCCAAACUUAUCAGCAAUGGUUAUAAAGAUGAGUGGUUACAACAGCAGCAGCAGAGAGCUGAUUCGGACAGAAGGACGCCAAAGACGGCCAAGACAUCCUCGUCCACUCAGUCCACAAAGGGCUCUGAAAGUACCCAGGACACAGAGACACCACAAGAUCCAGCGACCCCUGAGGGCUCUGAGAAAACUCCAGGUGAGGGUCAUGGUGACACGCAGGUGUGGUGA
Molecule: messenger RNA, 902 nt
Organism: Acomys russatus (golden spiny mouse)
Lineage: Eukaryota; Metazoa; Chordata; Mammalia; Rodentia; Muridae
Gene: C22H7orf57
Product: chromosome 22 C7orf57 homolog
Exons: 6
Coding region: 36-902 (288 amino acids)
Source: RefSeq, a predicted model, not a curated record